Molecule: messenger RNA, 1106 nt
Organism: Paramecium pentaurelia
Lineage: Eukaryota; Ciliophora; Oligohymenophorea; Peniculida; Parameciidae
Source: the annotation of a GenBank genome assembly
AUGAGGGAAAGUCGAUAGAAUUGGAACUAAUAUGUAAUUCUUAUAAAUAAUUUCUAGGAAGAUUAAUAAUUAUAAGAAUUACAUCAAAUUUAUGGUGAAUAGUGGAAAAAGAUAGCAGAAUUGCUACAUUUACAAUAUAAAUCAUAAGGUAAGAUAAGAAGUGCAGCUGCUUGUAGAGAAAGAUAUCAAAAUAUUCUAAAACCUACUUUAAAUAAAAAUUAAUGGACAAGAGAAGAGGAAAUAAAAUUGUUUUCUCUAUAAAAAUUAUAUGGUAAUUGUUGGACUAAAAUUACAGAAAAGAUGAAAAAUCGUUCAGAAUUAAUAUGUAAAAACUAUUUCUAUGCAACAAUCAGGAGAGUAUUGAGAAGAUUGUGUAAGUAGGUUGGCAUUAUAAAACGUAAUUAUAAAUAUUUAAUGAUUAAGCUUCUUUAAUGUUAAAAUCCAUAAAGCCAAGUGUCUUAAUGAGUAUAUAUAUGGAAAAUAAUCAAGAAAUCUAAUUGGUUUUUAAAGAGGAAGUUCGUUGUUAAUUAAACUAAUUGAUAACUAAAUAUUAGUUCAUUCAAAAAGAAGAAAAUAUUAAAAUAGAUAAUGACGAAAUUCAAAAUAUACGAUAAUUGAUUCAAGAAUUAGUUAAUGCUAAGUAAUGAUUUAAAAUAUUAUUUAGUAGUUAAUAUUUAGAGUCAAAAAGUGAAGUUCUAUUGUUAAGAAAAAAUAAAACGAAUAUACUGAUGAUUAAUUAGGAUUAGAUGUAGAUGGAAAAAGAAACUAUUCUUAAAAGAAUUAGACUAUAAUAAAACAUAUUUAUCAUAAGAUAACCAAAUUUUAACCAUUAAAAAUAAUAAAAGGAAGAAAUUAAGAAAAACAGCUCCAUUAAUGAAAAUAAUAAUUAUUAAUAAUUAAUUCCUAUUUAAAAUACAUAAAUUAAUGAAAACUAAUUUUAAAACUAAGAGAACUUUAAUUUAUAUUAAACAUAAGCAUAUUUUUAAAAUUAUAUGGAUUAUUCUAAAUAUGUUUCAUAAUAUUAUUAAUAAUUAGGAAAUUAUUAUAGUUCAUAUUAGUAUUAAUAUAAUCAAUACAAUAAUUAUCUAUUGUAAUAGAGAUAUUGA